Messenger RNA from Diaporthe amygdali, 1002 nucleotides. RefSeq lists its product as uncharacterized. The coding region runs from base 1 to 1002 and encodes 333 amino acids. NCBI's taxonomy places the organism in Eukaryota, Fungi, Ascomycota, Sordariomycetes, Diaporthales, Diaporthaceae. The transcript is spliced from 2 exons. The record is from RefSeq and is a predicted model, not a curated record.
AUGUCGCAUGAACCUACGAUUGACGACGAAGAUUAUGCCUCGUCCGAGGACUCGGAUUUUGCGCCAGAUGAAGCACCUGGGCACGGGGACGCUUCUUCUGACGACGAGGACGAAGCAUCCGGCGAUGCUGCUAAAUCGGCGGCUGUGAAACGGAAAAGACCAACGCAGGCUGGCGAUGGCGAUGAUGCAGAAGAUGCAGGGUUUGAAAACUCUGGCGACGAGGCGAUCAUUGGGAGGGGCAAGAAAAAGCAGAAGAAGGGCCGUCAGGCGCAACGCGACGAAGAUGAAGGUGGGCAGGGCGGCUUGAUCAAGACGCGGAGCAUGCGCGCUGUAGAAAAAGCCGAGCGCAAGACCCAAGCAGCGAGUGGCCCUGUGACUGUUGACGUCGAUGCACUAUGGGCUUCGAUGACAGCCGAGCCAGUCGUACCUACGAAACAACAACUUCAAGUGAGCUCACAAGGAGAGGAUGGUGAUGCUCCAAGGGAUUCCAGCUUGUCGAACGCCCCGGCGGCUGCUGGCAAGGAUGGCGAGCCCGGUGACAUGAUCAAGAUCAAGCGGACGUACAACUUUGCCGGCAAGGUCCACACCGAAGAGAAGCUCGUCCAGCGCGAUUCCGCCGAAGCAAGAUUAUACCUCGCCUCACAGGGCGAGAACGCCGAAAAUGCCGAGCCCGACCAGCCAGACAAGCGCAUGCCGCGCAAGGCCUUCCGCUCGAUCUUCGAGCCCGUGGUAAAUAUCGGGGAGCAGAACCAGCGGGCGGACCUGAACCUGGGGAUGGCGAUGAGGCUACAGGCGAGGCAGGAGAAGGCCAAGAAGCUCAACACGGUCGAGAAGUCGCGCAUGGACUGGGCCGGGUUUGUCGAUAAGGAAGGCAUCAAGGACGAGCUGGCACUUGCGGGCAGGGCAAAGGGGGCAUUUGCGGACAGGCAAGACUUCCUUGCGCGGAGCGAGGCUAGGAGAGAGGAGGAGGCGAGGCGGGCCAGGAUAGCUUCCAAGGUGUGA